AUGAUUAAGGCUUACAGAUAUAUCCGCGAAAAGACCGGGGGGCCGUCUGAGCCAUCGUCGCGAAAGACUCAGAAACCUCUCUGCUCUCAUCUCGCGCAACAACGACGACAACGGCAACAACACAGCCAAGAUACCACCAUAAGGAGUACCGAAAAUGAAGUACCUUUGCAGGAUAUGGGAGCUAGCUCAGUGCAAGAACAGAGGAAUAUAUUGCAGGGAUAUCCCCAGAGCGGAGAGAAAUGCCAGGUGUGCAAGGAAGAACGGCGUCGCGAGCGGGUUUACAGCUGGAAGCUCAUCGGUGGACUUUGCUUGCCAUUUACCCUGGCGACGCUGGACUUGACGAUUGUGGCCACCGCGGUGCCAUCCAUUGCCUCCCAUUUCAACAAGUUUGACGAACUCAAUUGGAUCGUCACUGCUUUUACAUUGACAUCGACGGCGUUCAUCCCGAUGUUCGGCCAGCUUGCUGAUGUCUUUGGCCGUCACGCAGUGCUGCAGCUGGCUUUGUUCCUGAUGCUUAUUGGGAGUGUGUUGUGUGCCGCGGCGCAGACUUGGGGUAUGCUUCUGCUGGGAAGAGCUCUACAGGGGACGAGCUCUGCCGGGCUCAUGAAUAUCAUCAUGAUUAUCCUUGCAGAUAAGGUGUCGUUGAAGGUGAAUGCUAAGAACAAUUCGCUUUUCGCGUUUGUCGGUGGUAUAGGAUACUCUAUAGGACCGGUGAUAGGGGGAUAUUUAACGGAUGAUAAUUGGAGAUAUUGCUUUGUGAUACCCAUACCUAUCGCUUUCUUCUCCCACAUUUUGAUCUAUUUCCUGCUGCGAAAAGAGCUCGUCGAGGGGACCAUUUUCCGCCGGGGGUCCAGGAUGUCAUCUCUUCUCCCGGCGCUUGCAACACUGGAUGUAUUCGGAUCGGCCCUGUUUAUAUUCGGCAUCGGUCUCAUCAUCCUGGCCACAGCAUGGGGAGGUGCCGCAUACGCUUGGACGGCCCCUCAGGUCCUUGGUCCCCUUAUUGUCGGAGCAAUAUGCUUUGUUUUGUUUUUCGUAUACUAUAUGGCUGAUGAUAGCACAGCAAUGUUCUCUGUCUUCUACUUCAUCGGUAUCUAUUUCACUCUUGUCGAAGCGUACCAGGCAUCUAGGGCUGGCCUUCAACUCUUAUACUACAUUCCCGGCCUAGGAGCCGGCGUCUACACAGCAAUGUUCCUAUGCAAUGUUGUACCGGCGCAGACCUUCUUCCCGUUAAACUUCGGGUCCAUCAUCAGUACAAUCGGCCUUGCGGUCAUACCAUACGCGAUCCACGUCCAGAACACGGGCCUCCUCAACGGAAUGAUGGCCCUAGCUGGCGCUGGGACUGGUCUCCGCUUCAUGCCUGCCACUCUGCACGCGGUGGGCGUAUGGCCUGAGAGAAUCGCCCCGGCGAUGUCAUUGAUGCGCUUCGCCAUGCCGUUCGGGGGCACAAUCGGUCUAACGAUCAUGGGCAGCGUUUUUAAUAACAAGUUCGGCCCAUCUUUGGGCCUAAGCAGUGCUGGCAAUGCUAAUUUCAAUGUCCAUGAUACGUCUUCUCUUUCCGUAAUUACAACACUAUCUCCUGCUGCGCAGAAGGUCGUUCGUAUGGCCGGGAAAGAUGCUAUCAUGUGGGCUUAUAUAUCCAUAUUGCCUGUGAUGGGCGUGAGUCUUAUCUCGGGACUGCUGAUGGGGAAUGUAUGGAUUAAACCCAAGUCGAAGGAUGAAGACCAAGAGCACGUUGAUGCGGAGGGGUCAAGACAUAGCGAGGUGGUUUACGUAUCGUAUUUGUGGGCUUUACUAAAGGGAAAUGUCACUUCCUACAAGCAGAUCAGCCGGCCGGUGGCGGAGAGAGAGAAACAGUGA
This is a messenger RNA of Aspergillus tanneri, 1857 nucleotides long. It is a transcript of the gene mfs56, whose product is annotated as putative MFS multidrug transporter. The record is from RefSeq and is a predicted model, not a curated record. Lineage: Eukaryota; Fungi; Ascomycota; Eurotiomycetes; Eurotiales; Aspergillaceae. Gene Ontology annotation, biological process: basic amino acid transport; transmembrane transport. The transcript is spliced from 9 exons. Gene Ontology annotation, cellular component: fungal-type vacuole membrane. Gene Ontology annotation, molecular function: basic amino acid transmembrane transporter activity. The coding region runs from base 1 to 1857 and encodes 618 amino acids.